This is a messenger RNA of Echinococcus granulosus, 1023 nucleotides long. RefSeq lists its product as hypothetical. The record is from RefSeq and is a predicted model, not a curated record. The transcript is spliced from 5 exons. The coding region runs from base 1 to 1023 and encodes 340 amino acids. Lineage: Eukaryota; Metazoa; Platyhelminthes; Cestoda; Cyclophyllidea; Taeniidae.
AUGAAUCUGGUCACCUGGCUGCAAUUGUUCCUGUUUGUAAAUGUCGUGUUCGCUCGAUCUGAAAUCACGCUAAUCUCUGAUACCGGCGAUUCACCCGUUCUGAUUGGUCAGUCGGUAACUCUGCGGUGCACAGUCAGCUCGCGAUUCGCCCAUCAAACCAAUCUUUCCAUUAUCUUCCUCCAAAAUGGCACAAUGAAGGCUGAGAACUGCAAGGCCUACAACACUGAACGAUAUGAGGUCACCUGUGAAGCAGAGGGCAGUACUAUUAACAGUUCCACUCAAACAUACCUCUUCCACAUUAAAUCUGUCAGCUGGAUGGAUCGGGGCAAGUGGACGUGCCUUCUCUCUGGAUCCAGUUCGGAUAUUUUCCUCGAAGUUCAUGUUCCACCGAAGAUGUUGCCAAUCCAGGUGUCUCGUAUCACUCUCCCCUCUUCUGGGGGACUCUCGUCUACUCGUAGCUCUGAUCCACAAACAAACAAUGCUGGCGGUGUUGGUGUUGAUCUCGCCUCGCAUCCACCUCAAAUCUACGGCCUAGGUACUCGCACCAAUCCCUACGAUCUGCGCUCUGGAGUGGAGCUGCAUCUCAUCUGCCAAACCGAUUGCGGUUAUCCUCGGGCUCUGCCAGAGUGGACGGUCAAUAAUAUGAGUGAAUCUCAGCCACGCAAACUCGAGCCCAGGCGAAAUGUGAUCACUCAGGCCUGUGAUGGGAAAAUUGAAACUCGCAACAUGUCCACCUCGAUGGUGACGCUAAAGGUGCACUGCGAGACCUUCCAUUUGACAGGUAUCAACAAACUUCGAUGUGCCAUUGGGGAUUCAAAUGAUGUUGCCGCGUCUAAACACAUCUACAUUCUUUGUCCAGGAGGUGAGAUACCAAUGACUCUGACGAGUGGCGAAAUGAUCGGACUAGGCGUGGCCGCCAUCGCGUUGUUCGCCCUCUUCGUCACGGGCUGUGUUCUUCUCCGAGGGCGGUCUAAAGAGAGUGCUAUUAUUUCAAGUGGUCACACUCGUGCAGAACUCGUAUAA